Molecule: messenger RNA, 11021 nt
Organism: Rattus norvegicus (Norway rat)
Lineage: Eukaryota; Metazoa; Chordata; Mammalia; Rodentia; Muridae
Gene: Prex2
Product: phosphatidylinositol-3,4,5-trisphosphate-dependent Rac exchange factor 2
Exons: 40
Coding region: 457-5253 (1598 amino acids)
Biological process (GO): intracellular signal transduction; signal transduction
Molecular function (GO): guanyl-nucleotide exchange factor activity
Source: RefSeq, marked validated
GAGUGAGUGUGUGUGUGUGUGUGUGUGUGUGUGUGUGUGUGUGUGUGUGUUUAGUUAGCUGGCACGAUACACUUCCCCAGGGUUGUGUUUCCUUUUUCCUGAGAUUUGGCUAAGGGUAAAGGGUCGGAGUCACAUGGAUUGAAAGCAUUUGAUUGAUGUCCAAGUCACCGCUGUGGCUGGAGCCGCCUCCCCUCAGGCUGGGGCCGCGUGAGGCCGGAGCAGAGGGCCGGGCCGGGCUCCCGCUCUCUGGGGACUGUCCUGCUCUGAGUCCCGCGCGUCCCGCGCGCGCGCCACAGCCGGAGCACAGUCCUCUGCCCACGACCCAGCCUCGGGUCAGCAUGUGAAGCUGCGUGUUCCGGCUCGGACUCCGCAAAGGCGGCAACUUUGCGGGCGGCAGUGGUGGCAGCAGGCGCGGGGCAGCGCACUUGCCCUUAGCCCCGCGCCCCGCCGGCCACCAUGAGCGACGAGAGCGCCAGGGACGCGGACAAGCAGCUUCGCCUGCGCGUGUGCGUGCUCAGCGAGCUACAGAAGACCGAGCGCGACUACGUGGGCACGCUGGAGUUCCUGGUGUCGGCCUUCUUGCAUCGAAUGAACCAGUGUGCAGCAGCUAAGCUCGAUAAAAAUGUGACGGAGGAAACAGUGAAGAUGUUAUUCUCCAAUAUCGAGGAGAUCCUCGCCGUACAUAAGGAGUUCUUGAAAGUUGUAGAAGAAUGCUUACAUCCGGAACCCAACGCGCAGCAGGAAGUGGGAACCUGCUUCCUUAACUUUAAAGACAAGUUUCGUAUCUAUGAUGAGUAUUGCAGCAACCACGAAAAGGCACAAAAAUUGCUUCUUGAGCUGAACAAAAUAAGAACAAUCCGGACGUUUCUUUUGAACUGCAUGCUGCUUGGAGGACGGAAGAAUACAGAUGUGCCCCUGGAAGGAUAUUUAGUGACACCGAUACAAAGGAUUUGCAAGUACCCUCUCCUUUUGAAGGAAUUACUGAAGCGGACCCCACGGAAACACAGUGACUACACAGCAGUGAUGGAAGCCCUCCAAGCCAUGAAAGCUGUUUGUUCCAACAUUAAUGAGGCCAAGAGACAGAUGGAGAAACUGGAAGUUUUAGAAGAGUGGCAGGCACACAUUGAAGGCUGGGAGGGUUCCAACAUUACCGACACCUGUACUGAGAUGCUCAUGUGUGGAGUCCUAAUGAAAAUUUCUUCCGGAAAUAUUCAAGAAAGGGUGUUUUUUCUUUUUGAUAAUCUUUUGGUAUACUGCAAAAGAAAACACAGACGGCUGAAGAAUAGCAAGGCAUCCACGGAUGGGCAUCGGUAUGUCUUCCGAGGGCGGAUCAAUACCGAGGUGAUGGAAGUGGAGAAUGUGGAUGACGGUACAGCUGAUUUUCACAGCAGUGGGCACAUAGUUGUGAAUGGGUGGAAGAUACACAACACAGCGAAAAAUAAAUGGUUCGUAUGCAUGGCUAAAAGCCCUGAAGAAAAGCAUGAAUGGUUUGAAGCUAUCUUGAAAGAAAGAGAACGUCGGAAAGGUUUAAAAUUAGGAAUGGAGCAAGAUACCUGGGUAAUGAUCUCCGAGCAGGGUGAGAAAUUGUAUAAAAUGAUGUGCAAGCAGGGAAAUCUGAUCAAAGACAGAAAAAGAAAACUGACCACAUUCCCCAAGUGCUUCCUGGGAAGUGAAUUUGUCUCAUGGCUGCUGGAAAUUGGAGAAAUCCACAGGCCUGAAGAGGGUGUUCACUUGGGACAAGCAUUGCUAGAGAACGGGAUCAUCCACCAUGUUACCGAUAAGCACCAGUUCAAGCCAGAGCAAAUGCUAUACCGAUUCCGAUAUGAUGAUGGUACCUUUUACCCCAGGAGUGAGAUGCAGGAUGUGAUUUCUAAGGGUGUAAGACUCUACUGUCGUCUCCAUAGUCUGUUUACUCCGGUGGUCAGAGAUAAAGAUUAUCAUUUAAGAACUUACAAAUCUGUCGUCAUGGCCAACAAAUUGAUAGACUGGUUAAUUGCACAGGGUGAUUGCCGUACCAGGGAAGAGGCAAUGAUAUUUGCUGUUGGGCUUUGUGACAAUGGAUUCAUGCAUCACGUCCUAGAAAAAAGUGAAUUCAAAGACGAGCCUCUACUUUUCCGCUUUUUUGCCGAUGAGGAAAUGGAAGGAUCAAAUAUGAAACACAGGCUGAUGAAACAUGACUUGAAGGUGGUGGAGAAUGUCAUAGCUAAGUCACUGUUGAUUAAAUCCAAUGAAGGCAGCUAUGGAUUUGGGCUGGAAGACAAAAAUAAAGUUCCAAUAAUAAAGUUAGUGGAAAAAGGGUCGAAUGCUGAGAUGGCUGGCAUGGAAGUUGGGAAGAAGAUAUUUGCUAUUAAUGGUGACCUGGUUUUUCUGAGACCUUUUCCUGAAGUUGAUUGCUUCCUGAAAUCGUGCUUGAACAGCAGAAAGCCACUGAGAGUCCUUGUGAGCACAAAGCCAAGGGAGACCGUUAAGAUCCCAGAUUCUGCAGAUGGGCUUGGUUUCCAGAUCAGAGGCUUUGGUCCUUCAGUUGUACAUGCUGUGGGAAGAGGUACUGUGGCUGCAGCAGCUGGCCUUCAUCCAGGACAGUGUAUUAUCAAAGUAAAUGGAAUCAACGUCAGCAAGGAGACACAUGCCAGUGUCAUUGCACAUGUCACCGCCUGCCGCAAAUACAAGCGGCCCAUGAAGCAAGAUUCCAUACAGUGGGUCUAUGAUAGUCUUGAAAGUGCUCAGGAAGACAUUCAGAAGUCCCACUCAAAGCCCCCUGGAGACGAGGCUGGGGAUGUUUUUGACUGCAAAGUAGAAGAUGUCAUGGACAAGUUCAACACCUUGGCCAUUAUCGACGGCAAGAAGGAGCAUGUGAGUCUGACGGUGGACAAUGUCCACCUCGAGUACGGGGUUGUGUACGAGUAUGACAGCACGGCUGGCACAAAGUGCAAUGUGGUGGAGAAGAUGGUGGAGCCCAAAGGGUUCUUCAGCCUAACUGCCAAGAUUCUGGAAGCCCUAGCAAAAAGUGAUGAACAUUUUGUCCAAAACUGCACCAGCCUCAAUUCUUUGAAUGAAGUGAUCGCCACUGACCUUCAGAGUAAAUUCACCAGCAUGUGCAGUGAGAGAGUCGAGCAUGUGUGCCACAGAAUAUCCAGCUAUGGGAGGUUCUCUCGGGUGCUGAAGAACAGAGCCUGGCCCACCUUUAAGCAGGCCAAAGCUAAGAUGUCCCCGCUGCACAGCAGUGACUUCUGCCCUACCAACUGCCAUGUGAAUGUGAUGGAAGUUUCUUAUCCGAAAGCAUCGGCUUCCCUGGGCAGCGCCUUCGGUGUGCAGCUCGAUAGUAGGAAACACAAUUCCCAUGAUAAGGAAAAUAGGUCUGCAGACCCAGGGAAACUGAGCCCCAUGGUAUACAUUCAACACACAAUCACAACCAUGGCAGCCCCUUCAGGCCUGUCGCUGGGACACAAGGAUGGCCAUGGCCUCCGGUAUUUGCUGAAAGAAGAAGACUUAGAAACUCAAGACAUCUAUCACAAACUCCUGGGCAAGCUGCAGACUGCACUGAAGGAGGUGGAGAUGUGCGUUUGUCAAAUCGAUGACCUUCUGUCUUCAAUAACAUAUUCUCCUAAAUUGGAGCGUAAGACAACAGAGUAUGUGAUACCAACGGACAGCGACAAUGAAAAGGGAGAGAGAAAUAGCAAACGUGUCUGUUUUAAUGUAGCAGGAGAUGAACAAGAGGAUUCAGGUCAUGAUACAGUCAGCAACAGAGACUCUUACAGUGACUGCAACAGCAACAGGAAUUCCAUUGCCUCCUUCACGAGUAUCUGCAGCAGCCAGUGCAGUUCCUACUUUCACAGUGAUGAGAUGGACUCAGGUGAUGAGCUUCCAACCAGCAUCCGGAUAUCUCAUGAUAAACAGGACAAGAUCCACACUUGCCUGGAGCAGCUCUUCAUCCAGUUGGAUUCAAUAACCAACCUCUUGAAAGGACGAGCUGUUGUAAGGGCCUUUGAGCAAACCAAGUAUCUCACACCAGGUCGAGGAUUACAAGAAUUCCAACAGGAAAUGGAGGCAAAGCUGAGUUGCCCCAGGAGGUUGCGGCUCCACCUCAAGCAGGAUCCUUGGAAUCUUCCCAGCGGUGUCCGGGCUCUUGCACAGAGCUUCAGAAAAUAUGUUGAAGAGGUGAAGUGCCGCAUACUUCUGGCUCUCCUUGAAUACUCAGAUAGUGAAACCCAGCUCCGGAGAGACAUGGUUUUCUGCCAAAGUCUUGUGGCCACUGUCUGUGCCUUCUCUGAGCAGCUCAUGGCUGCCUUAAACCAGAUGUUUGAUAAUAGCAAGGAAAAUGAAAUGGAGACUUGGGAAGCCAGCAGGAGGUGGCUGGACCAGAUUGCAAAUGCGGGUGUGCUUUUUCACUUCCAGUCACUUCUGUCACCAAAUUUGAAAGAUGAGCAAGCCAUGCUUGAGGAUACACUGGUUGCCCUGUUUGAUUUGGAAAAAGUUUCCUUUUUCUUCAAACCAUCAGAAGAGGAACCACUUGUUGCAAAUGUGCCUCUUACAUACCAAGUGGAAGGAAGCCGGCAAGCUCUGAAAGUUGUCUUCUACAUGGAUAGUUACCAUUUUGAGCAGCUGCCCCAACGGCUGAAGAAUGGAGGCGGGUUUAAAAUUCACCCUGUUCUCUUUUCACAAGCACUGGAGAGCAUGGAAGGAUAUUGCUAUAGAGACAACAUCUCCGUGGAAGAGUUUCAAGCGCAGAUAAACACAGCCUCCCUGGAAAAGGUCAAACAGUACAAUCAGAAGCUCAGGGCAUUCUACUUGGACAAGUCAAAUUCCCCACCAAAUGCCACAUCUAAAGCUGCCUACAUAGAGAAGCUCAUGAGGCCUCUCAAUGCUUUAGAUGAGCUUUACCGGCUGGUCACCUCGUUUAUCAGAUCCAAGCGCAUCGCUGCCUGUGUGAACACACCUUGCAGCGCCUCUGGAGUCGGACUGCUGUCAGUUUCUUCGGAGCUGUGCGACAGGCUCGGUGCCUGUCACAUCAUCAUGUGCAGCAGUGGUGUGCACCGGUGUACCCUGAGUGUGACACUGGAGCAAGCCAUCACUCUAGCAAGAAGCCACGGGCUCCCUCCUAGGUACAUUAUGCAGGCCACAGAUGUGAUGAGAAAGCAGGGUGCAAGAGUUCAGAACACAGCUAAGAACUUGGGGGUUAGAGACCGGACUCCUCAGUCAGCUCCGAGGUUGUAUAAGCUGUGUGAGCCACCACCUCCAGUGGGAGACGAAUAAGCAUUCCCAGGAGCCACGAGACAGAUGCUUCCAAAUGCUGGCCAAGUCAACAUUCUCCCCUGAAGACAAAGAAUUGCAUAUUUAAGAAGCAAAGUUUUCCCAUGGUGAAAAUAACUGAUGUUUGGUUUGGAUAUUUAUACUGGAACUAGAAGUUCCUUAAGACAGUUCAGCCUCACAUUCUAGAUAUAUUAAAAUUACAGAUUCAUAUUAGCAUAAAAUUCACUGCUCAAAUUUGUAGAAAAAUAUACAGAGAUAAAAGAUUUAACUAUUUUGAUUCCUUUCUCAUUCGUUAAUUAUAUUGUAUUUGUUUUUAGCUUCCCCAGUGGGCAGAUAUAAUAUUGGUAGUUUCUCGUGAAGAAGUCUGUCACUAAAAAUGAUUGCCACACUCUGGAAACAGUCAUACAAAAAUGUUAAGAACAGUGUAGAUGGGGAGUUACAGGUGUCCCGUCUCCCACUGGUGCCACCUAGAAGUGCACAUGUGGGAGGUAGGAACAUACACACCUCCCUUUCUUCUAAGGCUUCCUGGUAAUGGAGAAAGCUUUGAGGUCCUGGUAAGACUUUUCUUACUCUUGUCCUAUGUACUCCCUGGCCAUGAAAACACUCCAGCAGGCAGGUGCUUUUCUUGAUCUCUUCAGUGAGCCACGAAUCCUGGGUGAUGUACCAUUGAUGGCUGUGUAUAGGGAGUUGCCAGGUUGGAGAGAUGAGAGGAGCCAAUGAAAAUAGCAAGCCUGUUUGACAACUCAACCCUUAAAAGAGAAAGAUAAACUCGCAAUUGUAUGAAGUCGUCCUAUGAGAUGUCAGACCCUUAAAAUAAUACACCUUCAUGAGUAUUUUUCUAUCAAGUUAUAUAUGUAAGAUGUAAAAAUAAAUUUAUUUGUUGUAUUUCAAAGGGCCAUUAGAAAAAAACCUUGAUAAUUUAUGUAUUCAUUCUAAAGUAUAUGCAAUAUUUAUCACUUCUGUGUUGAUGUACUAACAUUGUUUUGAGCACAUAAAUAUAUUAAUAUUGGUUUUAAAUGUGUAACUUUAAAAAUAAUUAAAACGGCAUUACUGUGAUUAUGAUAGAGUUGUGCUUUGCUUAAUGAUAGGAAUACAUUGUGCCUUUAGACCAUAUUAUUAUUGUACAAAUGUUGUUGGGUGCACUUACCCAGACUGAGAUGGCUGUGGCCUCAUUAGACGGUAUAGCCUACGGGACCAUCUCCUACAGGUUGUCAAUCACUGACCCAAAGGCCACUGUGUAGCACAGUACUGUGUAUAGAUAUGGGCUAAGCACAUGAAAUCCUUACUUUAACUACAGUUUUGGCAAACCGUUAUUCCAUUUUACUUUAUAAAUCUUAUAAUGAAUUUCAGACAAUCAUUAAAGCUGUCUUUACUGCCAGUGAUAUAUUGAAUUUAAAAAUGUGUUUCAAAGGUAUGGGAUAUAUUUAUCCCAUGAAUUAAGAUGAAAAUUAUUCAGCACAGAGAACUUGAGAUUUUUUUAAUUCAGCAAAACUGUAUGUGACUAAUAGAGAAACCAAUAUGUUUCUAAAGAAAAGCCUUAGCAUUUUGAAUUUAAUAAAUGAUAUGACCUGCAUUUGCAUAUAUACAACAUGCACCCAUAACUUUCAGGGAAUUAAUAUUUUGCUGCCAUCAGCACACAACCCUGAAGCUCUCAUAGUUCAGGCUGUCCUGUCUGAAAGUCUUGAGAGUAAGGAGAGCUGACUGACUGACUGACUAGGCAGACCCUUCACACUGCUUUCCUGUUCUGUGCUCACCAGCCUCAGUAAGUUUCCAUAGAGGCAAAGAAAGGGCUACAUGAGGGCUACAAAGCAUGCUUAUAUGUCCUGGGUAUAUUGUCUACUUUUGCAUUAUUUAUAAAUUAGUGUAUAUAACAGAUUGUGGUUAAUGUUAUCUUUUGAGUUAAAUAUAUUUGUGUGCACAGCACUUACCAACUUUAAAAGUCGGCUGGUGGUUUAUGGUAAUGUCCAUCACUGUCAAUUUCAUGGUAGUGAAGUCAUAGUUGACAUGAUUUAGUGUGUACUAAAAGGCUCCCUUUAUUGCCUACUCCACGUUUCGCUAUUCCUUCUUCACAUGGUGGUGCAGCAGGGAUGAAGCCUGGCCUUGUCUUAUUACGUGCACUUCACAGUUCAGCUACAGCAGAGACUAACGGAGUGACUCGCCCAAGUUCACCUGAUGAACAUGGUGGGGUCAGAUGAUGAACAUGGCGGAGUCAGAAGUUAAUGUAGGAAAUCCCUCUUCUUAAUGAUUACACUAAUUUCAUCUGUUAAUAUGAGAACCAUUAUAAUAUUAGCAAUUAUUUUCUGACUAAAAAGUUGGAGUUUUAUGACAUGUGUUGUCAUUCAAUUCUACAGACUAUGUUGCAAAAAUCAAGUGGGAAUAUGCAGAACACCUUUAAUGUAUAAGAACUAUAUUCUUGGCACUUCCCAUUCAUAAUUGAAGAGGCCCCACAUGUAUUGCAAGCCAAGAGUAAGACAUUAUAUAAAAUUUGACUAUAAUUUUAAGAUUGCUAACACUUAAAAGUCUACGAUAGAUGAAUAAUCAAUUUUUAAUUCCAUAAUAUAUACCUUCUUUUGACAUUGGAAUUUUAGCAGGCCUUAGACCUUUUGAACAGCCUUGCUUUAAUGUCGGACUAGCCUCUGCAACUGGGGGUUACUGAGAAGCUAAGGGAAAAGCCCUGCUUACUGUUCUUACAACUUCUGUUUGUGAACAUAGGCUCCUGUCUACACACUGAGAGAUUUCAGAUCGCAUCAUGGGAACUGAAUCGUAUUUACUAUCUUAAAGAUUUUUCUCAUCGAUUUCUAACAUUACAAAAUUUAAUUUUGUAAAAAGUAUGAAGAUUUAAGGGCUGAAAGUAUGUCCAUUCCUUAUUCUAGAGAGAAGGACAGACAGGGGAUGAUAGUUUCUCUUCUGGUUGACUUGGCAGGAUAUGUAAUAAUGAGUGUAUGCUCUCCCCUGUAAACCAGCAUCGUCAUCAGCAGGCCCAUGCUACUCUCUUUCAUUUAACAGAAGUCUUCUACUCUUCAAUCCCCUGUGUAUUCAUUGUCACUCUUCUUGCAGCCAGAUGUUCACUUAAAAAGGAAGGUAGGGCUGGUAAUGUGGCACAGUGGUUGAGCACUUGCCGAGCACACGUGAGGCCAUAUAUUAAACCGUGCUGACUCUUCUUCAGGCCAGUGGUGGCCCACACCUCUAAUCCCAGUACUUGGAGACUCAGUAGGAUUGCCAGCAGUUCAAGGGCACUUUAGCUACAUAUGAGUGUGAGGCCAGUCUGAACUACAGUGUGAGACAUGGCCUAUGAAGGAAAGAAAGAUACUACAGUACAUGUUACUUGGGGAGGGUGCUAUUUCUGGCUUUAUUGAUUUUAACUUUGAAUAGUUCAAUUCAGAAGGAAAUGAAGUUGAUCCCUAACUUUAACGAUGAAUAUAAUCAAUAAGAAACAAAUUCAAGAGGAACUAUUACCCAACUUAAGCAAAAAAUGUCUUGUAGCGAGCACAUAGAUUUUAUAGGCAAGGUUAUUUAAAGCAAAUAUGUUUCUAUCUCAAACUAUCAAGUAUCCUUACAAAAGUCUAAACAUCUGUAGUCCUGUGCAUUGUGAGUCACCACAUCUAAGCAGGUGGGUUUUUUUAGGCACUUGGGGUUUUAUAAAAUCAUAAUAUUAAAAUUUCAAAGUAAUAACCUUGCUUUUUAAGUCAUUUGCCCUUUUAAAAAAUUUUGAAAGUAAUUCUGGAAAUCUACCCAGUGGGAUUACAGUCAAACCACUAAAGCUAUGUUUUUGACUGAAUUGCUUCUAAACUUUAGGAAUUUUAAUUUUGAAAGUUUAAUUUUGUUUUUAUGUGAAUGUUCCUGCAAAACUGAGGUCCAAAGACUCUUCCUUAAACAAUUACAAUUUCAUUAGCAUACAUAAGUUUCAACUAAGUAAGACGAACUAUACUUUUGUAUAUUUGACGUUUCAGGGGAGAGCCUCAGGAAAAUCUUUACUGUGAAGAACAGGUGGGGGAAAUCUAAGAGGCAGCUUUACCAAGAAUGGCCUCAUUAUAGUAGCAGUUUUAAAAAAUAGUCACCAUUUUACUAGGUGCGGCAAUUCCAUGACAGUCAUAAUGGUUAAUAGUUGGUUCUAGAAUCAUUUGAUACUUUAAUGAUUUGCCAUUGUCACUAUUGUUAGCAUUGCUGUUGCCAAGCACCACAUGGCAUCAGUGUGGAGGUCUAUUAAAGUACAGUUAGUCUGUGUGACUCUCAGUGGCCACUUAGUAGGAGUCUGCCUCACUCAGAACAGUUUAUUCUCUCCCUGGCUAGGUUUCUAAAGUCUAAUGAGUUUGAUAAUGAUAUACAGAUGUGUGUGUGUGUGUGUGUGUGUGUGUGUGUGUGUGUGUAUUCUCACAUAACAUAAACCAUUUUUUUAGUUUUAUGAACAUUAACUAUAAACAUUAUGAUAAUUAUUAAAUUUUGGUGUUUUCUUCAUAUGAAAAUACAAGUCACGUAUAGACAGACCAUAUGAUGUCUGCUGCAGACGUCAGUGCUACCUAGGCCAGAGGUGAACUUGUGGGCUGUCCUAUAUUCACUGAGGCUCCUCUGCUAUAUGUAUGAGCCAGCUUGGUUUCUGAUUUGUUUUUGUUUGUUAUCACUGUGACAAAUCAUCUGAGAUAAUUAAGUUACAAAGAGAAAAGGCUUAUUUUGGCUCAAAUUGAUGGAGGUUCUAGUCCACAAAGCCUGUGGUUGGACCUGUCAUGAGGUAGCAACUCCCGACAGGAGAAGACAGAAGAACAUAACUAGUGUGCUCAUUAGCCAAAUCACAAAGGUGAUUAAGAGACUUUAGCCCCACAGUGUUUCAAAGGCAGCCUUCAACAGACAUAGGAACUAUCCAUUGGCCUCCAUCUUCCAGAUGUUUCACCACCUCUCAAUAGCACUACAGAGGGGAUCAAGCUCUUAAUACAGGACCUUUGGGAGACAUGCCGGAAUCCAAACUAAAUAUCUAGUCAAUCUCAAAUCUGCUUUUCUGGUUUACCAUUAAGAAUUAUAAUGGACUUAAUUGCUGAAUUUGUAAAUGAUAGUUGCUAGAAAUACUGGUAAUACCAGAAAUCACAAAAAUUGGGUAAUUAAUUUUAGGCACAGAUAAUGGUUUGUUUCAUUCAUAUUCAACAAACAUUUUGAAAUUCACUUAAUAAGGCCCAACCAGAAUUUAGUGUAUUGGAUAUAUUUCAUUAAAAAAAAAUCAUCAUAGGGUCACUUAUAUCUUUUACUUUAAAAUUGUAUUAUUCAUAAGGUAAAUAUAUUCUAAUACCAUUUGUGUAUUGUAUACUAUAUGGUCAAGAAUACUAAGUUGUUGACAUAUUUAGAAAGCAUACACUUGAAUUUAAAUAUCUAAUGCCUCAAGCAAAUCUACUAGUUUCAGAAGAAUAUAUAUUUUUGUAACUGCAAGAAUAUGAGUAGAUCAGCUUUUGCUUAAAAUAUUUUUGUAAGCACUCAUUUACAUAAUACUCAUUUUUAAUAGUAAAAUUGAUUCUGUAGAAGUAACUGUUUUGACUAUGUCUAUAUUUAAUAUGAUAUAAUAUCCAAAAUUCAAUGAUAAAUUUCAUCUAAAUGUAUUGUUAGCCCUUUUUCCUUUGUAAAAUAGUCAUGUAACAUAGUUUCAGUCAUUCCAUAUUUGUGUAUGGUUAAAUUUGUUAAAGUUCAUUAUGUAUUUUGUAUCAUUCGUUUUAUCCCACAUAAAAGUUUGGAAAAGUAAUGUUAUCUGAUAAAUGUCAAAAAUAAUAAAGUGAAUUAUAGAGUGAGCUUAA